ACUGCAUAUUAUGCCUCCGGCCGUUUCUCCAAGUUUUCUUCCCAUUUGUCCAAGCCAAUGGCAAAGCAGCACAGCACUCCGAAAGAUGGCGAAGAAGCAGGCUUGGAGCUCGAAUUUCUCGCCACGUAUAUUUUUCCUUCUCCUCAAAGCAGCUCUCCAUUUCAUUUUCCAACCCUAACUCUGCCUUCUCUUCCCGCAAGAAGAAUCAAGGUUCUGCUUCCGGGAUUCAUAUAUGUUCGGAUUAUUACUGGAGGAAUCUUGUAGACUUCGGCUUCAAUUUAGCGUCUUCUUUCAAUCUGGUUAAAUGAUAAAAAAGCAGCCAACAAAGCAUUUUUUAAAAAGUUGUUUGGAUGAAACAACUUCACAGCUUUUUCUUCAUUUUCUCAAAAUUUGAUUUAAAAGAGCUGUUUUUUGAGAAAUUAGAAUAGAAACUUUGCUCGAAAAGCAGGCUUUAAAAUGUUCUGAUAGAAAAAGCAGAAAUUUUUAAGCCAUACCAAACGAGCCGUUCUCACAAAAGGAUUCUCUGUUCCACAUAUCAGCAAUGGAAAAACUACGACAAAUUGGGGAAGCCAUAGGAAGUCUAAGAGCUUUCAUGGCGUUCCGAGAAGAGAUACAGAUUAACCGAAGGCAGUGCUGCUUGCUCUUUGAUGCUUUCAGCCUUGCCUUCGAUGUCAUUACCCAAGAGCUAAGGCAGCACCUGAGAUUUGAUGAAAAUCAAACAAAUUGGCAUGCACUUGAAAACCCAAUGAAGGAACUCCACAAGGUGAUCAAAGAGGGUGAGUACUAUGUUAAGCAAUGCUUAGAACCUAAAGACUGGUGGGCAAAGGCCAUUAGCCUUAACUUGAAUACAGACUGUGUUGAAUUCCACCUGCACAACUUGUUGUGGUGCUUCACUGUUGUUCUUGAAGCCAUUGAGAAUGCAGGAGAAAUUAGCGGCCAAGACCUUGAAACCAUUCAGCUGAAAAGAAUUGUACUCUUAAAGAAGUACGAGCAUGCGUGGAUGGAACGAAAGCUCUUCUUUCAUCGCUUCGCGGAGCAUUACUUACUUUCUCAGGAGAUGUGCAAUUCAUUUAGCAGUGUUUGGAAGGAAGACAGGUGGUUACUCACUGAGCUAAUAUCUGAGAAGAAGAUCUCAAUGACAUUAACAAAGCAUGAAAGCCAGCUUGCUGAGCUUGUAUUGGCUCCAAGAGAUGAGUUGCAUUCCACCUCGGUACUUGCGGGAUCAAAGGACUUCCAAGUGAGGAGAAGAUUAGGCGAUGGGGGGCAGUAUAAGGAGGUGCAAUGGAUGGGUGAAUCAUUCGCUCUUCGUCACUGCUUUUGUGAUUCCAAUUCCAUGUCUGCUGAGAUCUCUCUUCUUACAUCAGUCAUGCACCCCAAUGUUUUGAACUAUAUGUAUGUUUUCUCAGAUGAUGAGAGGAAGGAGCAUUUUGUUCUUAUGGAGCUCAUGAACAAGGACCUGGGUAGAUACAUAAAGGAAAUUAGCUCUGCAAGAAGAAGAGUUCCCUUCCCUCUACUUGUUGCAGUAGACAUUAUGAUUCAAAUUGCAAGAGGCAUGGAGUAUUUGCAUUCAAAGAAGCUGUAUCAUGGAGAUCUAAACCCGUCAAAUAUUCUGGUGAGGUCAAGAAGCCACUCAUCAGAUGGCUACUUGCAUGUUAAAAUUACUGGAUUCGGGCAAUCAGGCACUAAAAGCUGGAAGCAAUCAUCGCAAUCAUCAAACCAAACAGAUAAGUAUCAUUGCAUUUGGUAUGCACCUGAGGUACUGGCAGAACAAGAACGGUCGCCGCGCUCGCAAUCUGCAAAGUUCACAGAGAAGGCUGAUGUUUACAGCUUUGCAAUGAUUUGUUUUGAGCUGCUAGCCGGAAAAAUCCCAUUUGAGGAUGAUCACCUGCAAGGGGAUAGGAUGAGCAGGAACAUAAGAGCAGGAGAGAGGCCAUUGUUCCCUUCUCAAUCUCCAAAGUACCUCACCAAUCUAACCAAGAAAUGCUGGCAUGACGAUCCAUCGCAGCGACCAAGCUUUUCAUCCAUAUGUCGUGUGCUUCGUUACACAAAAAGGUUCCUCAUCAUGCACCCAGAUCACAACCAGCCAGACUUGCCAAGUCCCCCUGCCGAUUACCUCGAUAUCGAAAUGUGCCUAUUAAAUAAAUUCAAGGUGUGGACGACUGUAGAAGCAUCAAAGGUUUCAGAGAUCCCAUUCCAGAUGUUUUGUUACAGAGUUUUGGAGAGGGAGAGGGAUAAGACCAGUAUGAACCAAACGGAGAGGUGCUUAGAUUCAGAAAGUGACCAAACAUCUGUUUGUGGAGAUGAGAUUGGACUGCAAAUGAUGGUUCAGGGGAAGGCUUUCUCUAACUCUGGUGCUCUACCAAGAUCGCAAUCUCAACCAGAAAUUCUUAAGAAGUUAUCUGGGAAGCUGGAUAUGAAGGCCAGCAAGCUAUCAGCACAGAAGAAGAAAGCGAAAGCAACAAAUCAACCUCAACUUCUGAUUCGUGAACAUCAUCUUAGGAAAAAUUCUGGAAGUCCGUUGGAUCCAGCAAUGAGCCCCUCUCCAAGAAGCUUACGAGGCCAUGAAUCAGAUUCUGGCAGAGCUUCAAAUAAGUAUUUUUCUUCUAUCUAACAAACUUGCAGCAAAAGUGAAUUCUGAUAGAGCUCUUUGCUGCCACAAUCUCUCUAUUUUUCUGAUCCUUACCAGAAUUUUAUUUCCUCUUAGUCCUAUUUCUCCUUUCACUUUUGACCAACAGACACUGAAGCAUUUAGUUUUUGCUUUUCAUAAAUGGAGGACUUUCCUGUCUCCAAUCUGGCUUUACUUAGUAUUUUUUUCAGCUUUUUAAUAUAUUUGAGCUUCUGCAACAUAUGACGGAUUACAGGCUCACAGUAGAAUCAUCUUGUCAGUGUUAUAAUAAUGAUUCAAUUAUCAGAUUUGCUUAAUAUUUAGUAUUA
This is a messenger RNA of Dendrobium catenatum, 2934 nucleotides long. RefSeq lists its product as uncharacterized. NCBI's taxonomy places the organism in Eukaryota, Viridiplantae, Streptophyta, Magnoliopsida, Asparagales, Orchidaceae. Gene Ontology annotation, molecular function: ATP binding; protein kinase activity. The transcript is spliced from 3 exons. The record is from RefSeq and is a predicted model, not a curated record. Bases 542 to 2611 code for a protein of 689 amino acids. Gene Ontology annotation, biological process: protein phosphorylation.